AUGAGUUACGGUCUUGUUGGGGGAGAGGUGACUGCGGACGGCAUAAACACCACAUCUGCCCAGGUGGAGCAGGUGAACGACAAAGGGCUGUGUGCCCGGGCGCUGUAUGAUUACCAAGCUGCCGAUGACACCGAGAUCUCCUUUGACCCCGACGACAUCAUCACCAACAUCGAGAUGAUUGACGAGGGCUGGUGGCGCGGCUUUGGCCGCGACGGCAGCUUCGGGAUGUUCCCGGCCAACUACGUGGAGUUGCUGAGCGGUUAAUGGCCCGGAGCCGGGGUGGGGGUGGGGUGGGGGCGCUGCCUGGCAGGGGGCAGAGCCUGGCUGGGGAGUGUGGAGCCUGAUGUGGUGUGGGGAGGGAGUGGAGCCUUGAGGUGGGUGUUGGGGGUGGGGCACGGAUCCUGGCUGGGGAGGGCAGAGCCUGGUGUGGGAGAGGAGCAGAGCUUCGAAGGGGGUUUGGGGGGGGGCAUGGAGCCUGGCCAGUGGGAGUCCAGCUCCCUGCUCCUCCAGGAACAGUGCUGCAUCAAUGUGACAGACUCUUUCUUUACAGCCGGCCUGGGUCAAGGGCCUGGGAUGUUUAUUUGGGGCAUUCGGAUGCGAGGGGGAGGGAAGAACGAGGGGCGGGGGGGGGGGCUGGUGCAACCUCCAACCUUCUCAUUCACUGUGUGACCAAAGCCACAGGAGAUUAUUGUUUCCAUUGAAACCCUAUUUCCUGGGUGUGACCUUUUGUAUCCUCUGCCGUGUGCAUGUCGGGGCCAUGUUUUAUGUCCGUAAACACGUGGGGGGAAAACUCAUUGGGAUUUAGUUUUGUUUGACUGUCCAGCGUGUAAUGGGAUUGUCAGCCUCAGGGGGACGCUUGGCCUAGCACUGAUUGCAAGGCCCAGUUUAAUACCUCGCAAAGAUCCUUCACAGAUAUUCUACGCGCUUAGUGGGUACAGGAGGUCCUCUGUCCCCUCACUAACCCAGGCCUGUCCCCCUCUGCCUCCCACCUAACCCAGGACUACUCCCCUCUAUCCCCCUAACCCAGGCCUGAGCCCCUCCUUUCUCUUGGAUUUUGUGAUUAUGCUGAUUGACUUGCGGUGGGAGUUUAAAAGCUUGCCUCCGAAAUAAAGGGCUAGAGAUUCCCCCUCUCCCCUAGUGGGGGCCAUUUUUGCAUCAAGUGUGGGAAUGGCCAUCUACUGCUGCAUUGUGACAUUACACACACAGUCCGCAGGGUGUUUUUCCCAGAGACUCGUCACAGUUGUUGAGUGACGGACCUUCUCACUGGGCGAGCGUGUGGCUACCCUGAGCUCUGUGAGGGAGUCUGUGUGUGCCUGUGUGGGUGGGUGGGUAACUGAGCUACACCCCGCCUUUGCCAUCUCGAUCCAUCCCCUGAUUUCCCCACAGCCUUAAAUUAAAAGUCGCGCCUUGCACUGUCAACAGUUGUUUUACAGUCGAGCAUUUUGUUUCUGAGCGUCUUAUUUUCAGGUGGAAGAGGGGGAAAUCACGCAAAGUGUAAAUCAUUUCCAAAGUGUAUGGUAGAUGGCUGAGUUCAGAGAUAGCAGUGGGAAUCAGCUACACCCCAGCACCCUUGACAGAAUAAAACAGGUUAGUCAACAGCAAGCCGCUUUUCAAACAAGUCCCUCAUCGCUCACAGUUCUGCAUAGUGCAGAUACGCGUUGCCCUGCCACUUUCUCUUGUGCUUGUUAAUUUUGUUUUGUACUGGGUAUCAAUAAAGGUGGCUUUGCAAUAAA
Molecule: messenger RNA, 1733 nt
Organism: Callorhinchus milii (elephant shark)
Lineage: Eukaryota; Metazoa; Chordata; Chondrichthyes; Chimaeriformes; Callorhinchidae
Product: drebrin-like protein
Exons: 3
Coding region: 1-264 (87 amino acids)
Biological process (GO): postsynaptic actin cytoskeleton organization; regulation of actin filament polymerization; positive regulation of axon extension
Cellular component (GO): lamellipodium; dendrite; actin filament
Molecular function (GO): actin filament binding
Source: RefSeq, a predicted model, not a curated record